CAAGGCGCUCUCUGCCCAGCCCGCUCCGAUAUUCGCCGCGCACGCCCCCCCCCCCCCCUCCCCGCGCGUUACGAUGCAGCCGCGACCGUGCUUCGCCGUCGCGGCGGGCGCCCCGCAGCUUCAGGGCGCGCGCCUGGCGGUGCGGCCCGGCGCCGCCGCGCCCGAGCCCGUUCGCGCCAGCGGCGCAGGUUUUGGCCAUGCAGGUGCCGACUCCAUGCUGCCCAUCGCUGCUGGAGCUGCGUGCGGCCUGACCCUCGCGAUCACCCGCCGGCGCGCUUACGGAGGGGGUGACGGCAGCUUCAAUCCAGCGGCGGCGGAGGCCAAGUCCAGGAGGGAGGUGGACCAGUUCUACGCGACUCAGAGGAGCUUGGUCAGGCGCGGCAAGAUCGUCCGUGACGACAUGCACUGGGCGAGGGAGGAGCGCGCGGUGUUCAAAACGGCGCACGUCAAAGCGGGGAUCAACUUCGCCAAGUACGACGACAUCAAGGUGGAGACCAUCGGGGGCACCGGCAACGAACAGCCAAUGGAGUCGUUCCAGGACGCUUGCGAGAAGUUCGACAUCCCCGCGAGCCUCGCGGCCUCGAUCGAGAAGUGCGGCUAUGACGUGCCUACGCCCGUCCAGAAAUACGCCAUACCCGCUGUCGCGGCUGGCGCCGAUGUAAUGGUUACGGCGCAGACCGGAAGCGGCAAGACGGCGGCCUUCCUGAUCCCCAUCAUCGCCACCGCCCUCCGCGAGGGCCCCGUGGAGCUAAAGGAGGGCCCCGUGCCGGUCACCAGCAUCGUCAUGGCGCCUACGCGCGAGCUGGUUCAGCAGAUCGCCGACGAGGCGCGCAGGCUCGUCUUCAAGACCGAUGCCAAGGUGGUCGCCAUCUACGGGGGCGCGCCGGCGCUGCCACAGCUGAGGCAGCUGGCGGAGGGCCCCGAGAUCGUCAUAGCCACCCCCGGGCGCUUGGUAGAUUUCCUCAAGCGCGGGGUGAUCAGCGUGGAGAACGUGAAGUUCCUGGCGUUAGACGAGGCGGACCGCAUGCUAGACAUGGGUUUCGAGCCUCAGAUCCGCGAGAUCAUCGAGGACUUUGGCAUGCCCGGGCCUGGGGAGGGCGGGCGGCAGACGAUCAUGUUCUCCGCCACCUUCCCCGAGGACAUGCAGAACAUGGCCCUGGACUUCCUGGACCCUGUCUACAUGCAGAUCAACGUCGGCAGGGUCGGCGUUGCGGCGGCCGACGUGGAGCAGCGGUUCGAGGACAUCGGCUGGGGAGACAAGUUCCAGCAAUUGGUCCCCACGCUGGAGUCGGUCACCGGGACAGACGGCGAGCCGAAGACCGUCGUGUUCGCGAACAUGAAGUCCACUGUCGACAACAUUGUUUACCACAUCAACCGCAACUCCAAUUUUCGCGCCAUCGGGAUCCACGGCGACAAGAUGCAGCGGGACCGCGACAAGGCCAUCGUCGAGAUCAAGAGUGGGCGGUCCCAGGUGCUGGUCGCCACAGAGGUCGCUGCGCGCGGGCUGGACUUGCCGGGCAUCGACCACGUCAUCAAUUUUGACCUGCCCACCAAUGGGGACGACUACGUGCACCGAAUCGGCCGCACGGGGCGCAUCGGCAACAAGGGCGUCGCCACCUCCUUCGUGGGCGACCGGGAGCCCGGGCUGUCGGGCAUCGUGGAGGCGCUGCACGAGUGCCCGGGAGCCGAGGUGCCGCAGUGGCUCGAGGAGAGGACCUACAGAAGGUGAGGCCAUGCGACCUGGAGUCGGUGUCACCCUGACAUGCUAGUACUAUGUGUGCGACGCCCCCCCAGGGGCGACGCGCGCACCGAGAAACCUGAUAGUACAUGCGUCGUGGCGGGCGCUUCCUGGCCACACCGCUCGGGAUACGAUAAGC
Messenger RNA from Prorocentrum cordatum, 1877 nucleotides. NCBI's taxonomy places the organism in Eukaryota, Dinophyceae, Prorocentrales, Prorocentraceae. The record is from the annotation of a GenBank genome assembly.